AUGAACUUGUCAGAUCCAUCUGGUGAUGAAGAUUCAAGCAGUGAUGAGUCUUCUGUGCCAGCCAAACGCAAACGAGUGGAUACAUAUGGAGCUUCUUCUACCACAUCUCAAGGAUCAGUUGCCCAAGAAUCUGGUGAUGAUUCACCGAUACGCAAUACAGAAGGAAAUAAUCUGCGAAUAAGCAGAAGUAGUUUAAGUGAGAAUUGUUCUUCACCAAAUGACGGUUAUGAUGAUUACCGUAUUGGAUUUGCUGAUAAUGCAGAACAAGGAGAGGGGUCUAUGCGUCCAAGUUUUCAUCAAGAACCUAACGAUGAUACAUUUUACAAUAAAAACUCCUCUAGUCAUGGUGAAAUGGAUGAAGCCUUUAGCAAAGAUUAUUCAGAAAAGUCAAAACGUAUUAUGAGUAACAUGGGGUACAAACCUGGAAAAGGCUUGGGUAAAUUCGAGCAUGGGCGUGUCGAACCUGUAGAAGCGUCAACACAAAAAGGACGAAGAGGAUUGGGCUCCAAACCAUCUAUUCUUGGGGAACUUCCUAAAGAUUUAAAAUGGUCUCCUGAUGAAGUCAGCCCAGAAGCAAAAGAAGAGCCAGUCUGGUUAACAUCUGAAAUGGACGAACCAUUGUCUGGAGAUUUAUUAGAUGAAUGGCUUCGAAAAGGACCAAAGAAAUUGACUAUAAAUGAUGAAACUUUGUUCGUGGAGCCACAUAUAUUAAAAGGAGUUCUUGAUUCAAAGACUAUUUUUGAUACCUUGGAUGACGAAGACCUAAGACACGCACGUUUUCGUAGCAAUCCCUAUGAAACAAUUGGUUCUGUAAUAUUUCUUAACAGAGCAGCUGUAAAAAUGGCAAAUAUUGAUGCAGUAUUUGAUUUUAUGUUUACUAAUCCAAAAACUCGAAGUGGAAAGCCUGUUAUAGAUAAUAAAGAAAUAUUAUAUUUCGCGGAUGUCUGUGCUGGUCCCGGCGGUUUCUCUGAAUAUGUUUUGUAUAAAAAAGGAUGGCGGGCUAAAGGUUUUGGAUUUACUUUGCAAGGCCCAUGCGAUUUCAAGCUGUCCGAUUUUUAUGCGGGUCCCCCGGAAACCUUUGACGCGUACUACGGUAAGAAGGGCGACGGUAAUAUAUUUGAUCCUGAAAACCUGACGUCUUUGAAAGAUUACGUCUUAAAACAAACAAAUGAUAAAGGAGUACACUUUUUAAUGGCAGAUGGUGGUUUUUCAGUAGAAGGUCAAGAAAAUAUACAGGAGAUCCUUUCAAAACAAUUGUAUCUAUGUCAAUGUUUAGCUGCACUCAUGCUUGUUAGGACUGGAGGACAUUUUGUCGUUAAAUUGUUUGAUGUAUUUACUCUCUUUAGCGUGGGUUUAAUUUACAUCAUGUAUAAAUGUUUUGAUCAAGUGUGCAUUCACAAACCUGUGACGUCAAGACCUGCCAACUCUGAAAGAUAUUUGAUAUGUAAAUGGAAAAAAUUGGGUACGGAAUCUGCUGAGCAACAUUUGUAUCAUGUGAAUUGUAUCUUAUCUGAUGAGCGCGAUAGCGAUGAUGAUGUCACAGAACUCGUCCCCUUAAAUGUUAUCCAGGAGGACAGCAAAUUUUUUGAAUACAUAUUCUCAAGUAACUGUGUUUUAGGUGAGAAACAAAUUAAAAAUUUGCUUAAAAUAGCUGCUUAUAGUAAAGAUAAAAGUUUGAAGGAAAGUAACCAAGCGACCAUGAGGGAACAAUGUCUGAAACUGUGGCAUUUACCAGAUGAAGUCAGGAAACAACCAGAACGCCUCGGACCCGAUGACACUCUGCAAAAUAUAUUGUCUUCACUAAAAGAAAAAACUUUGACUAGUAGCACUCACGGUUUUAAAACGAAUACCUUAAACAAACCCCCCACGUAUAUAGAGACCCCCUCUGAUUUAAACAUUUUUAAGCAUGUAUAUGAUUGGCAUUUUAUGUUUCUGAGCAGCGGUAAAAAUAAUCCAGAUUUAAGAAUAUUUAUAGGAUGUGGAGGAAAACAUGUAUUUCAGUUAGAAGGUAGUACAUGGAAAAUCGCUACUGACUUGCAGUUGAGAUUGCCGGCGAAAACUUUAAUUUAUGCAGAAGUAAUAAAAGAAUAUAAAGGUGAAGGUACAACACAAAGCUUCAGUAAAGCUCUACACAUCAUUGAUGCUAUGAUGUUGGGUGGAGUUGACAUUUCAUAUAUGUCCCUCACUGACCGAAUAAUACAGUGCGAUUUAUUUUGCACUGCCCUCAAUAAACCAUUUGAUAUUUACGCCUUGAAAAUCAGAUGCAAAAGAAUGUUUAAUAUGGAAAAUUUUGCAACAGCAAUGAAUUAUUUGGAGUAUCGUGCUAUGAAACGCAUAAAAAAGGCUGUGACUAUUGAUACACCAAAUAGAAUCAACAGAGAUGGCAUGUAUUACAUGGUUGGAUCAGUUUUGUUUAUAAAAGAAAUUAAAGAGCCAUGGAUAGCGCAAAUAUCUAAAUCAACUAAACAUAAGUAUUACUAUAAUACAAGAGAUAAUAGGAGCGAAUAUUUUAUAACGGAGGAUGCUCGUGUUGAUAUGCCAACUGCAUACACGUCCCGCGUGCAAUGGCCUUGGGAAGAUGCCGCAGUAGCUAUUUGUGAGAACAAAGUUAACAACAGAAUAUCUAGGGCAGCCAUGGAAGAAUUUAUAUCAUCUAAUGUCAAAAGAUAA
This is a messenger RNA of Diatraea saccharalis (sugarcane borer), 2670 nucleotides long. The record is from the annotation of a GenBank genome assembly. NCBI's taxonomy places the organism in Eukaryota, Metazoa, Arthropoda, Insecta, Lepidoptera, Crambidae.